This is a messenger RNA of Monomorium pharaonis (pharaoh ant), 2224 nucleotides long. Its product is annotated as fer-1-like protein 6. Lineage: Eukaryota; Metazoa; Arthropoda; Insecta; Hymenoptera; Formicidae. Gene Ontology annotation, biological process: plasma membrane organization. The record is from RefSeq and is a predicted model, not a curated record. Gene Ontology annotation, cellular component: membrane.
AUGAGGAUCGCGAUGAUCCAUGCAUAUCAAUAUUUAAGAAACUUGAGAAAUCUGUGUGAUGAUCCUCAGCAUAGUUUGCCGGAUGUCUUCAUCUGGAUGAUCGCCGGCUCGAAGCGAGUCGCUUAUUCACGACUGUCAGCCGAGCAGAUCAUCUACUCUGAGGAAGCGAUCGAAAUGGGCGGGAAAUGCGGCCGGCUAGUCAAUCUAUUCCCGAGGAAUCCGGACGACGAAAGGGAACCUGUCGAAUACAGCGCCUGCAAAAUCGAGGCAUUUUUGUGGCUUGGCAACGCGAAGUACGCCGCGGCGUGUUGGAGCGCGAUUCCGCCGGGAUACGAGAUCGAUCACGGUAGAAACGUCGACACCUUCCCGAAAUACAUCGAGUACAAUCAGUCCUCGACGUUCCAGUUACGAGCCCACAUAUUCCAAGGUCGCUUUGAUCCGGGAAUGGACGUUUCCGGUCUGCUAGACUCGUUUGUACGCGUCGUAUUUCGGGGAUACAUGGCCUCCACGCAGGUGAUAAAACAAAGUUUAGAUCCGUUUUGGGACCAGACGUUAAUUUUUCCUCCCAUUAUUUUACACGGUACUAAGGAGUAUAUUAAGUUUCUACCACCUGAAGUCAUUUUGCAGGCUUUCCAGAAGGAUUUAUAUGGCACGAGAGAAUUCUGUGGCAGAUGUAUCGCGGUGCCAUUAGUGAAACUCGCCACGGAAACUUACUCGCCGCCUGAUUUUCCACCGAAAUUAGAGUGGUACAAAUUCCAGUCGCAAAAAGAUUGCACUGGUUCAGUCCUCGCAGCUUUUGAGCUGAUAGAAGUGAAGACCAAAGAGAUUUCGGACGUACCGACAUCGGUGGAGGACAAGAUUUACAGCAUCCCACCGGAUAUCAGACCGAAAAUGACGAGCUACAGGCUGGAGGUGAUCUUUUGGGGUGUACGAGACAUGAGGAAGAUAAAUACACCGGUACGCAAGCCGAGAAUUAUAGUGGAGUGCGCUGGAGUGCACAUCAAGUCGGAGGUGAUGGAGAACGCUAGGAAAUUCAGCAACUUUGAGCAACCGCACAUUAUGAUUGAGCUGGUAAUUUCAAAAUUAUCUCGAGAAUGGCUAAUUAGCAAACUUGCGCAUAACAUACUGCUUGCGCGAGGUCACAGAUCAAAGGAUACAAAAAUUAAAAUAAACUUACUUAUAUAUGAGUCGAAAUUCAUGCAGAAAUUUCAGCUGGCGAAACGGCAGACGGCGAUAAUAUUACCUUUGCCGAUCGAUUAUAGUUCUUCAAAGGAGGAGAGCAAAGGUCUCAUUCCAUAUAAGAGGAUGGCUGCAACCGACAUAUACUCCAAGUUGAAAAGACUGCUUGUAAUCACGAAGAGGAUAUUAAAAUUCAAGUUCAUCACCAAGAGAAAGAAAGUGGAAAUUUAUAAAGACAGCGGUGACGAAACUCUCGAUUGGUGGAGCAAAUAUUUUGCCUCCUCCAGAAAUCAGAUCUAUUCUACGGAGCUGGAGAUGCAGCCGCAAUUCGAGGGGUUUCAAGACCGACUCCGCACUUUCGAAUUGUGGCGCGGAAGAAAGGGUGAAAGUCCCGAGCACGGAAGCCCCGGAGAUAAUUAUGCUGGUAAAUUUAAGGGACAUAUUUCUGUAUACCAGUGGCCGCAUCCUGAUAAUCUUCCGUGCAAAACGAGAAGCGGGAGAGACGCGGCUAAUGGCCUGUGCAACGAUUAUCCGCCUCAAGAGCCUGUUAAGCUCCUCGUUAGACUCUACGUUGUAAAGGGCAUUAACUUACAGCCUAAGGAUCCUCUCAGCGGCAAGUCCGACCCGUAUCUCCGCGUGAAGCUGGGAAAAAAUUCUAUCAGCGACAGGAAGAAUUAUAUACCCAAUCAAUUGAACCCUACGUUUGGGCGUGUGUUUGAAUUCGAGGCGACCUUCCCACAAGAUUACAUGUUAGAGAUUCAAGUGUGGGACUUCGACGCCACGACGGCCGACGAUCUGAUCGGUGCGACGCGAAUCGACAUCGAAAAUCGAUUUUACAGUCGACACCGGGCACACUGUGGAAUCGCAAACGCAUACAGUACCACCGGUUACAACGCUUGGAGGGAUCGCGAGAGACCGACGCAGAUUCUGGAACUCCUCUGCAGGAAGAACAAUCUACCGCCACCGGAAUACGGAGAACGCGAGAUUAAGAUCGGCAAGCAGUCAUUUCCCUUUCAUGCCGUGAUCGAACGCGAAGGUGAAGUAG